AUGGACAUGAAGCCUCUGGUGGUUCUGGGGCUGCCGGCUCCCACUGCGCCCUCAGGCUGUCUUUCCUUCUGGGAGGCCAAGGCACAGCUUGCCCAGAGAUGCAAGGUGCUGGUGAACACGCUGCGGCACAAUGCCGCCACCGCUGUGCCUUUUUUUGGUGGUGGGUCGGUACUGGGCGCUGCUGAGCCAGCCCCUCAUGCCAGCUACAGCGGCAUCGUCUCGGUGGAGACGGACCUGCUACAGUGGUGCCUGGAGUCGGGUAGCAUUCCCAUCCUGUGCCCCAUCGGGGAGACGGCUGCGCGCCGCUCCGUGCUCCUCGACUCGCUGGAGGUGACCGCGGCCCUGGCCAAGGCGCUGCAGCCCACCAAAAUUAUCUUCCUCAAUACUACAGGCGGCAUAUGCGACAGCAGUCACAAGGUCCUGAGUAACGUGAACUUGCCCGCCGACCUGGACCUGGUGACCAAUGCGGAGUGGGUGAGCACCAAAGAACGGCAGCAGAUGCGGCUCAUCGUGGACGUGCUCAGUCGCCUGCCCCACCACUCCUCGGCGGUCAUCACCGCCGCCAGCACGCUGCUCACGGAGCUCUUCAGCAACAAGGGGUCCGGGACCCUGUUCAAGAACGCCGAACGGAUGCUGCGAGUGCGCAGCCUGGACAGCCUGGACCAGGACCGCUUAGUGAACCUGGUCAACGCCAGCUUUGGCAAGAAGCUGCGGGACGACUAUCUGGCCUCGUUACGCCCGCGACUGCACUCUGUCUACGUCUCUGAGGGGUACAACGCGGCCGCCAUUCUGACCACGGAGCCCGUACUGGGGGGCACCCCGUAUCUAGACAAGUUUGUGGUGAGUUCCAGCCGCCAGGGCCAAGGCUCCGGCCAGAUGCUGUGGGAGCGCCUGCGGCGGGACCUGCAGACGCUUUUCUGGCGCUCCCGGGUCACCAACCCCAUCAACCCCUGGUACUUCAAACACAGUGAUGGCAGCUUCUCCAACAAGCAGUGGAUCUUCUUCUGGUUUGGCCUGGCCGACAUCCGGGACUCUUAUGAGCUGGUCAACCAUGCCAAGGGGCUGCCGGACUCCUUCUGCAAGCCGGCUUCUGACCCAGGCAGCUGA
This is a messenger RNA of Sus scrofa (pig), 1107 nucleotides long. RefSeq names its product N-acetylglutamate synthase (gene NAGS). Lineage: Eukaryota; Metazoa; Chordata; Mammalia; Artiodactyla; Suidae. Gene Ontology annotation, cellular component: cytoplasm; mitochondrial matrix. Gene Ontology annotation, molecular function: acetylglutamate kinase activity; L-glutamate N-acetyltransferase activity, acting on acetyl-CoA as donor. Gene Ontology annotation, biological process: L-arginine biosynthetic process; glutamate metabolic process. The record is from RefSeq and is marked provisional.